This is a messenger RNA of Oryza brachyantha (malo sina), 2716 nucleotides long. RefSeq lists its product as uncharacterized. NCBI's taxonomy places the organism in Eukaryota, Viridiplantae, Streptophyta, Magnoliopsida, Poales, Poaceae. The transcript has 14 exons. The record is from RefSeq and is a predicted model, not a curated record. Bases 109 to 2457 code for a protein of 782 amino acids. Gene Ontology annotation, molecular function: protein binding; DNA binding.
CUGAGCUGCUCUCUCUCUCUCUCCACUCUCCACCUCCUCCUCCUCGGCUCCUCCGCGCCGCGUUGCGGAUCGAUCCGGCCGCGGGGUGCGGGGUUUGCAUUGCAUUGCAUGGGGAAGCGGAGGGCGAGGGGGAGUAAGCGCCGUGGCGGUGCGGAGGGUGGGGGAGGAGGGAAGCGGCGGAGGGAGGGGGAAAGCGAUGAGGACUACUGCUUCGUCUGCAAGGAUGGUGGCCGCCUCCGCUUCUGCGACUACAGGAACUGCCACAAGGCUUACCAUCCUGAAUGUUUGGAGAAGGAUGACAGCUUCCUCAAUUCAGAUGAACAGUUCAUUUGUGAUUGGCAUACAUGUUUUAUCUGCAAAGGGCGUUCAUACUACCGAUGCUUUUGUUGUCCGGAUUCCUCUGUUUGUCGUGCUUGUGUGAAACAAGCAGAAUUUGUCCCUGUCAUGAGGAAAACAAUGGGAUUUUGUAACAACUGUUUGAGGUUGGCAAUCAUGAUUGAGAAGAAUGUAGAUGUUGACUCUGAUGGGGAGAGGGUUGAUUUCAGUGACAGGGAGACAUAUGAAUUUUUGUUCAAGGAUUACUACUGGGAGAUAGUUAGAGAGAAAGAAGGGUUGACAUUGGAUAAUAUUCGACAAGCCUGUGCUCUUCUCAGAAGUGGCUUAAACCAUAAUGAACUAUCAGAAUCAGAGAAUCUUCCAGAUAGUGAGCAGAGUUCAGAUGAUGAUUUCUUGGGCAAUAGUGAUGACAAUGAUGAGCCAGCUUAUCCAUCUGUUUUACAUGGGACAUCAAAUAAAGUGAAAACCAUAUUGAAGGAAGGAAAAACAAAGAAAAAUGUUUAUGUGGAUUGGGGUUCAAAAGAGCUUAUUGAGUUCUUGUCAUCGAUAGGAAAAGAUACAUCAAAACCUCUAGAUCAAUUUGGUGCUGCUGAAGUUGUGAAGGAGUACAUUCGGCAAAAAGAUCUUGUGCAGAAAGAUAAGAAAAAGCAUGUCAUAUGUGAUGGAAAGCUCUUGUCUCUGUUUAGGAAAUCAAAACUGAAAUAUAACAAGAUAUAUAGCUUGUUGGAAAGGCAUAUUGCAGCAAAUAUCACAUCAGAGGAUGAAUCACUUGCUAGUUCCGAGGACAAUACUGAUUCAAUUAUGAAAAGGAAACGUCGGACCAUGAAUUCUGAAUUGAGUACUCCAGAAGAGGUGUCUGAAAGAUACAGGAGAUGCUUUGCUUCUCUUGUCUGUGAUAACAUCAAAUUAAUCUAUUUGAGAAGAACUCUAGUUAUCGAUCUGCUAAAGCAACCAGAUGCGUUUGAACGUAAAGUUAUUGGCUGUUAUGUCAGAGUAAAGAAUGACCCCAAAGGGUAUAAUCACCACAAGCCUCAGAAAUUGUACCAGCUUGGACAAGUGACAGGCAUUAGGAAAUCCUCGGAAGAAUACAAGAUAAGGGGCAUAUCUACUGAUAUUCUUUUAUGUAUUUCCAACACGUGGUCUGAUGUCAAAAUUUCAGUGUUGUCAGAUGAAGACUUUGAGGAGGAAGAAUGUGAAGAUCUUCGUUUGCUGUCCCGGAAAGAACCUUCUAAAAGGCAAACUGUUGCUGAGUUUGAGAAGAAAGCAAGAAGUAUGCAUGUGGACAUAGUGAGUCAUUGGAUCGACAAAGAACUUCAGAGACUGGACAAAUUGAUUGAAAUGGCAAACGAGAAAGGUUGGCGUGAUGCGAUGCACGAAUACAUUGACAAAAGAAAGCUACUACGAGCACCAUCAGAAAGGCAACGCCUUCUUGAAGAGGUCCCUCAAGUUAUUCCUGAUCUAGAGGAUAGUAAGGACUCUGAAUUUCUACUUACGGCAGCAAACAAAUCUUCUCAGAAGAAUACAGGUACCAACAGGGAUAGAGUUGAUUGCUUGAAACGAUGUUCAGAAGAAAAACUGAAAGGGGACAAAAGGAACCAAGUUUUUUGUUCGAAAAGUUCCUCAGAAGAAAAAUCUGAAGUCUUGCUCAUAUGUAGCAACGGUGAUGUUGAUGCACCUGGAAUGUGUUUAGAAAAGCUUGUCACUAAAGCAAUUGAAGUCAAUCCUCCUGGUGAUAUGCCCAGAACACAUGUUCAAAACGAUGGCACUGAAGCUACUGCAGCUCAAGUUAUUAGCAUUGAUGACAAUGAAGAUGAUCGGCAUGGUAAAAGUGGAGACACGAUUGUCGAUCUGGAUUCCGAUGGAAGUGGGGGUCAUGAUACGACUAAGUCUCUAUUAUGCAGUGGUCAGGAAGCUGUUAAGGCGAAGGAAAAAAUCUCAGAGCAUUCAAGUGUGUGGUAUUACAACGAUCCUCAAGGUGACGAACAAGGCCCAUUUACAAUGGAACUGUUGCGUCACUGGUUGAAAUCCGGACACUUCAGCGAUGAUUUUAGAGUCUGGAGAACAGGCCAAUCUUGUGACUCCGCCAUCUUGCUCAAAGAUGCUUUGCUCCUGACAAGCUAAGCACUACUGAAGAGCCUCACUUUGUAAUUAACUUGAUGUCUCUAGAUGCAUGUACAUAUAUGGCAGAAUGCAGGAGGACCCCCAUUCAUGUAACAUAUUGUGGGGGGAGGGCCAGUCAGCGGGGUAUGUAUAAUGUAUGUAUUGUCUGACGGUAGUAGAAUGAAUGGCUUUUUUUUUGGACCAAAGCGCUGCUCCUUUUGGUCCCACGGAUGUAUUUUGUGCUCAUAAAUUAGCGUGUUUAUGCGAAGGUACUGGGGAU